Molecule: messenger RNA, 2318 nt
Organism: Hordeum vulgare subsp. vulgare (domesticated barley)
Lineage: Eukaryota; Viridiplantae; Streptophyta; Magnoliopsida; Poales; Poaceae
Exons: 9
Coding region: 215-2083 (622 amino acids)
Source: RefSeq, a predicted model, not a curated record
CCCGGAACCACAUCGCGGUAAAAAUCUCAAACAGAAAUCGCUUUCCUGCUCGGAUUAAAGCCGGGCUCCUCUCCCGAGAUCGCCCCACAAAUCCUCCCCAUCCCUCUUCCCAAAGCCCUCCGACCCAGAAGAGCAGCCAGCGCCCGCCCCGAAACCCCAGCCAACCAAUCCAGGCACCACGGGCGCCUCUCCGUCUUCCUCCGCCGGCGACGGCAUGGACCCCAGGUGCAAGCACGGCACCGCGGGCGCCUCCUCGUCUUCGUCCUCCGGCGACGCCGACGCCGGCGCCGCGCACCCUAGCUCCAAGUUCGAGGAGGAGGCGAGGAUGACGGGGGACGCGCUCCUCGUCCUGGACGGCCUCGUGCAGGUGUUCCCGCAGGUUAACAUCUCAACACUGAUAGAAGUUUCCAUCUCAUUCAAUGGCGAUGCUGAUGCAGCAGCAGAUUAUGUUAUCCAUAAUGUUCUUCCAAAUAGUACCGCAGAUGACAAUAAUGCAAACACGAAUGACGAUUCAGAUAUUCAUGGGGUAUUUAGUGACACAAACACUAGUUUCGCGAUUCCGCCAAUGGAUGAUGAUACCAUUCCAGAAUCUGUACUGUUUGAUGCUGUCAAUGAAAAUUCUGCUGAACAUGGAGAAAGGUCCAUGGGAGAACAAUUGAUGCAGUCACCUGCUGCAGCAUCAACAUCUGGUCAGGACGAUUUACCUGAAGAAAUUGAUUCUGAUUCUGUGCUACCUGGUGCGCAGAAGUCUGUUGUCGAUCAUGAAGUAGCUCAUUCCGAAAACCAGCCGAAAGAAAUGAAUUAUUCGGACCACGCAACUGAAAAUCACUGUGAUGAACAAAUACAAUGUUCACCUUCUGAGGAAAACCAAGCCGUGCCAACUACUGAAGAAAAUUUGACGCUGCAUGGUGAUGGUUCACCUGAUAUGAAUGUGCAAUCAAACUAUUCUGUUAGCCCUGAGUCCAUUGAUGAUGCAAUCUCCGCUGAAAAUUCCAAGAAGAAUACUUUGCUGUCAAAUGUUGCAGCGAUGAGUGAAAUGCUAGAGGAGGUUGAGCUUAGUGAGGCAGAAACAAAACAUGUUGUAUCCGAAGCAAGCCAAGCUGGCAAUGAUAUUCUUGUAAAGGCGGCGAAGCUAAAAGAAAUGUCUGCACUUGCAGCGGAAGAGAACAACAAGGUUGCAGCAGAGGUUUUUGCUGAGAAAUCUAUUCUAGCCUCAGAAGCGCAGGGGCUGCAGUCCUGGUUGUUUGACAUUUCUGAAGAACGAAACCACUUCGUUUCAGUCAUUGACGAGAUGCACCAAACUCUUCAAAGAAGACUUGAUUUAGCAGAAGCAGAAAGAGCAGCUGCUGAGAUGGAAAUGAUUGAAAGGGAAAAAAUUGCUCAAGAAAUGCUAAAAGAACAGGAAGUCCUACUUGAUGCUGCCAAGGAAGAGUCUAAGAAGCUGGAGCAACAGGCACAGGAGAAUGCAAAGCUGCGCGAGGUACUGAUGGACAGGGGCCAUGUUGUGGAUGCACUGCAUGGAGAAAUGCUUGGAAUCUUUGGCAACAUUACGCAGCUCCGACGCAGAGUUGAUAUGCGACUCUCUGCCGAUGAGCAACAUCAGCUAGCUUCGUCGAUCCUGUCCACAUCAGUCGAGUCAGCAGAUGGCCAAUUCCCUACUGAAGAACCACUGCAGCUCGCUGCAAUGAGCUUUCCCAGCCCGGUCCAAUCAGCACAUUCCGGACUAAUUUAUGUUGAUGAGCCACUGGAGCUAGCUUCAUCGAGCUUAGCCGGCUCAGUCGUAUCGGCACCUUCAAAACUACUAGUACUUUCUACUGGUCAACCGUUGGACCAAAAUUCGUCAAGCUCGGUAGUAUCGGCACCUUCCAAACUGUUCUCUGUCUGUGCGCCACUUCAGCUAGCUUCAUCGAGCUUGUCUAGCUCUGUCAAGUCGGCAACUUCGAAGAGCAGCUGGUCUUCUGCCACGGAGUCGAAUUCAGGUUUCAAUGACGACGAGGAGAUCGCCGUUGCUUCUCCGAGUGACAAUUUUGCUCUGGACGACACCUGGGAUGUAGUUGAAGAAGACGAGGAAUGCAUGUGCUAACCCUGUCGGCAUGAUGCUCCUGAUGUUCUAAUCCAUGCUUCAUUUUUUUGGCAAGAGUGAUUAGCAGUUGUCAGUACGGGCCGAGAGUCGCAUGAUGAACUUCAUUUUUGUGUUGAGUUUGAGAGAUUUACGCAUGAUGAUAACGUGCUUUCAUGCUGGUAGCUUUCCUUUGUAGCCGGAACUUGCUCCAAUGAUGGUCAUAAAAAAAGUGACAAAAUUUAUUUAGUAGUGUUAA